Molecule: messenger RNA, 3506 nt
Organism: Fundulus heteroclitus (mummichog)
Lineage: Eukaryota; Metazoa; Chordata; Actinopteri; Cyprinodontiformes; Fundulidae
Exons: 8
Coding region: 62-3382 (1106 amino acids)
Source: RefSeq, a predicted model, not a curated record
AAGUAAACAAGAAAGCUGUACUUCGCCAAAGAGAGUACUCCAUUUAAAGGUGGAAGAACAAAUGGACUUUUCUGUGGAGCUCAAUCCAAAGUGGUUUGAUGGUGAAAUGCUGGAAAUAUUGGGGGAUGGCAACACACCAACUUUUGGAGAUGCUUCUAUUGCGCCAUUUCAAAAAACUAAGGCUUCUCCAACUUCAAGCCAACAUCAAAGCUGUGCUUCACCAAAGAAAGCACCACAUCUACAGGUGGAGGAAGAAUUGGAGCAGUUUUCGGUGGAGCUGAAUCCAACUGCACCAUUUCAAAAAACAAAGGGCUGUGACAGACUAGUGGCUGGUGGGGAAACUGUCACCAAAAACGGUAAGAGAAGUCUUCCUGAUCACACACUAAUUACAAGAGGUUCAUUUCACCAGGGCCAUGACUACUUUGGUUCAAAUAAAUCAAAACAGUGUGCCACCAAUAGUACUACUGCUAUCAUGACUAAUGCCAUUCACAAUGCAAGAACCUGGUCAACAAGUGAUAUUGAUGGACUGUUGAUAAAUGGUGAUAAAAUGUACACUUUCAUGAAGCAGCAUGACAUGAUUAGUGAUGUCAAUGGUAGUGGAUACGUUUUUGUCAGGGAAUUACCCACAAAAUACACAUUGGACGGAAACACAUUCACCCUACAAUAUUUAGACACAUUUACUGGACAUGUUAACAUCCAAGAAUAUGAUCGGGAUCUUGCCAAUGUUGCUAUGCCUCUAGAUAAGGCUUUACAAAGAGCACUCGAUGACAACGACGCCUGCCUAAUCACAAUUAUGAACAGCACAUGUGCAGUUUUGAAGCAUGAGUCUGGGUUUUCGGUCUUUGAUCCACAUGCACGCGGUGAUGAUGGUGGUCUGGAUUUAAAUGGCUCCAGUAUUCUUGCACACCAUGCCACAGUUGAUUCAUUGAACAUGCACAUCACAAACCUAGUUCAGUCUUUAUGUGGCAAUGAUGAGCUGCAUAAUGCAUACCACUUGAUUGAAGCUACUGGUGUUAAGGUUGUUAGUGAUGGAACAUUUUCUGCUAGGACUGGUGGAAUGGAUACUGACAGUGUAGCAUUGCAUGACAGUUUUGCAAAUAUAGAGACCGUGAAACAGCACAGCAAAGAUAAAUAUGCGAAUGAUCCCGAGUUUCAGGAGAACGUGAAACAGUACAGCAAAGAUAAAUAUGCGAAUGAUCCCGAGUUUCAGGAGAACGUGAAACAGCACAGCAAAGAUAAAUAUGCGAAUGAUCCCGAGUUUCAGGAGAACGUGAAACAGUACAGCAAAGCCAUGAAUGUUGAAAGGUAUAGAAACAAUUCUCCCCAUCGUAAACGAAUAAAACUUUACCACAAGGAAUUGUAUAAUAUCAAUAUCGAUCAUGCUAUAUCUAUUAAAGAUGCUGUUGGUAAAAGAAGGAAUACUAUAUUCCUCCAAAAACACAACAUCGACUUUGUUAUCAAUCAGUUUAAGAUAAAAGUCCAGUCAGGUCCAACCUAUGUCUGUUGUGUUUGCCACAAGUUAUUGUUUAAACAUCAAGUUGUAAAAUGUAACUUAAACCAAUACAGAAAAAGUGCUUUGGCAGAAUCUGUAGCAAAGAAAUGCAUCACUUAUACAUAUGUCCACACUUGUGGAAAUUCUUGUGAAGUAAAUUGCCAUCUCCAAAAAACCACUGCAAGCAUGUUAUGGAUUUGUCACACCUGCAAUAACAAGAUUCUUAGAGGUGUAGUACCAGAAGACAGUGCUGUAAAUAAUCUCCACCCAGAUCCUAUUCCUGAAGAACUUGAUGCACUAAAUUCAUUAGAACAACAUUUGAUUGCACAACACAUUCCCUUUAUGAAGCUUUUAGCUUUACCAAAGGGAGGCCAAAACGGGGUUCAUGGGCCUGUGACAUGCGUGCCAUCAAGCAGUGAUGCUGUUUGUAAUAUUCUUCCAAGAUUAGAUGAUCAAGAUCUGAUGAUUAGAGUUAAACUAAAACGUAAACUAACAUUCAAGGGUCACUAUGAGUAUCAGUAUGUGAACACGCAAAAAGUUCAUAAUGCUCUGAACUUUUUAAAAGCCCAGAACAAGUGGUACACUGAUGUACAUAUCAACAACGAGUGGUCUAAUCCGUUGGAAAAGGUUACAAUUGAAGAGGCUUGUGGCUCUGGGCCUGGCCAGCCCGCUUGUGGCUCUGGGCCUGGCCAGCCCGCUUGUGGCUCUGGGCCUGGCCAGCCCGCUUGUGGCUCUGGGCCUGGCCAGCCCGCUUGUGGCUCAGUUGAUGUUCCAGAACAUUACACUGAUAACCAGCACCAUGGAAUGUAUUUGGAUACAUGCUUGCAACCUGUUGACAUUGCACAAGAAAUUCUGGACAAUCACUUUGAAAGUAUUUUAUCUGUUGCUCCUGCUGAAGGAAAUAGCCCUGUAAGAUUGCUCAGUGACAUUGCUAAUGAGGCAAAGUGUUUUCCUGUCCUUUUUCCAAAAGGAACAGGCACAUUCCACGAACAGAGAGAUCACAGAAUUACACUUGCUAAAUAUCUAAAAAGCAGAAUAUUAAAUGCAGAUGGCAGAUUUGGAAAGAAUUUGGAAUAUAUUUUCUAUGCACAAUACUUGUCUGAAAUUAAUCAAGUGGUUUCCAAUGUAUCAAUAGCUUUGAGAAAAGGAUAUCAGGGACAGCAUAACACUGAUGUUGCGUCAUCUUCAUCUAACAACCCAGACUUUUUGAAAGACCUCUUAAACUAUGAUAUGGGCUACAAGUUUUUGAAACCAAUUAGAGGCACACCUGUAUUUUGGCAAGGUGUUCAGAAGGACUUGAUGGCCAUGGUGAGAACUCUUGGAAUUCCCACAUUCUUUAUGUCAUUUUCUUCUGCUGAUUUACGCUGGCCAGAAUUUAUGGAAGCAUUUAUGUAUGCAGACAAUGUCAUAGGCAAUAUUGCUGACAUGGAAUGGACCCAAAAGUGUGACUUGUUAAAAAAUAAUCCUGUAACAGCAGCUAGAAUGUUUGACCAUAGGUUUCAUUGUUUGUUAAAAGAAGUCAUAAUGUCUCCAGCUCAACCCAUUGGAAAGGUCAUUGAUUACUUUUACAGAGUAGAAUUCCAGCAACGUGGCAGUUGUCACACACACUGCCUUUUUUGGGUGGAGUCACCUAAGAUUGGUGUAAACACCAAUGAAGAAGUUAUCACAUUUAUUGACAAAUAUGUGACAUGUGAGCUUCCACCUGAAAGUGACCCCAUGCAUGAAGUUGUCUCUAGUGUUCAGAUGCACAGCAGAAAACAUUCUAAAACGUGUAAAAAGAAGGGCACACCAUGUAGGUUCAAUUUUCCUAGACCACCUAGUAACCAAACCUUUAUUUCAAAACCACAGCCAAAUGUCUCUUGUAAAAAUUCAAAAAAAAACAUCAGCUAAAAAACAAAACCAGCCUAACACAGAUCAGCAACAACUACAAAGUCAAGCGCCACCAGAUGAAACCGUGGUUGCCAAACAAAUGAUGGCCAAAGUUAAAGAAGCACUGACAAAUGAAAAUGCAACC